This is a messenger RNA of Callithrix jacchus (white-tufted-ear marmoset), 7685 nucleotides long. The record is from RefSeq and is a predicted model, not a curated record. NCBI's taxonomy places the organism in Eukaryota, Metazoa, Chordata, Mammalia, Primates, Cebidae.
UUUUUAGUAGAGUGGGGUUUCACCAUAUUGGCCAGGCUGGUCUCAAACUCCUGGCCUCAAGUGAUCCGCCCGCCUUGGCCUCCCAAAAUGCUGGGAUUACAGGCAUGAGCCACUGCACCCGGCCUUUUAUUUUUUGAGACAGAGUCCUACUCUUGCUCAGGCUGGAGUGCAGUGCCCGGUGACAGGCAGGCUGGACGCCGCCACCCGGAAGGAACAGCCAGCCCAGGCCGGAGCAGGUGCGCGGCGGCGCUGUGAGGCGGCACUCCCCGAUGACAGGCAGGCUGGACGCUGCCACCUGAAAGGACCCGUCAGCCCAGGCCGGCGCCGGAGCUGCAGCGCCAUCUGUAGGCCAAGGAGUUUUCUACCGGAGGCGGGGGCCUGUGUGCACAGGUGCAGUGAUGUCACGGGAGCCUGAGCAAGUGCGGUGACGUCACACGCGAGGGCUUGCCGGUUAUCCGCGUGCCUUGGCGUCACCCACGUGCCUUGCCAUUACCAGUGAGGCUUGGCGGUGGUCGCUUGGCUUGACAGUUCUUACUUGGCUUGGCGGUGCUGCUUUCACCGAUUGGAAACCGCGGGCUUUCCUCCUGGGAGGUUGUGGUCACUGCAGUAACUCGCUACUGUUGGCCUCCGGGGGUGGAGAAAAGCGGGGAGGGGCGGGGAGGGGCCGAGGGGUCUCGGGAGGCGGCAGUCUCCGCCAUGAGGAGGACAUUUAGAGGUGGGCGCCCUGAGGACCAAUGGCCCUCGGGCUCCCUCACCAGCUGGCGGCGCGACAGCUCGGUCAGCAGAGGGAAGCGUGAAGCGGAAAUCUUCGCCCCGCCUCGGUACCGCGUCGACCCGAAAGAUCUCGACGAGCUCCACAGAGCUGCCUGGCGGGGUGACGUCCCUGGGCUGGAGCGCGUCCUGGUGCCCGGAGGCCCUGGCGUGGACGAGAGGGACAAUGAGAAUAGGAUGGCUCUGCAUUUCGCAUGUGCCUGUGGACAUCCAGCAGUGGUAGCUCUCCUGGUGGACAGAAAAUGUCAACUUAAUUGUUUUGACAGCAAUAAGAGGACAGCUCUGAUAAAGGCCGUACAAUGCAAAAAAGAGGAAUGCGCAACUAUUUUGCUGGAACGGGGUGCUGAUCCAGACCUUCCAGAUAUCUACGGCAACACCGCUCUGCACUAUGCUGUGCAUAAUGAAGACGAAUCACUGGCAGAAAAACUGCUUUUAUACAGUACAAAUAUGGAGGCAAACAAUGAGAAACAGGGUCUCACUGAGUUGCUCAGGCUGGUCUCAGACUCCUGGGUUCACGUGAUCCUCUUGCCUUGGCCUCCCAGAGUGCUGGACUUGCAGGAUGACCUCACACCACUUCUAUUUGCCAUAAGCCUAAAAAGACAGCAAAUGGUAGAACUUUUACUGGAGAGAGGAGCAAAUUUACUUGCAGUUGAUAAGUGUCAAAGAACAGCCCUCAUUCUCGCCGUGCAAUGUGGAUCAGCAAACAUAGUUAGCCUUCUUCUGCAGCAAAAAAUUGACAUCUUUUCUCAAGAUAUGUUUGGGAGGACUGCAGAAGACUAUGCAAUUUUUAAUCGGUUUACUGGCAUUCAGCAACUAAUUGCUGAAUAUAAGGAAAAACAGACACCUGAAAGUCUUCCUCAAAAUAACAAUCAAGAAGAACAAGACUUGGAGCUGCCCUCGGAGGAAGAGGAAGGAAGACUUAAAGGAUGUGAAAAUAAGCAGCCACAGGUCGAAGAAGAAAUGAAGCAGCACACAAGUAAUAACACGGAAUUAUCUGGAAGCCUAACUGGUGGUGCCGCUGCUGGCAGUGAUGAUGAUGGACUUAAUCAGCCGUUUCCUAGGAAGGAGAAUGAAGUGCAUGACAGGAAACACCUAGACUCCAUGGGACUAAUCUUUGUGCUGUCAUUCUGUUCUCCGAGUGGAGUCGUUUUCUCUAUUUUUCCCUGGGCUGAAAGUAAAACAUCUACUGAAAAGAACCAGGUCAAAAACCAAAUACAUCCUGGGGCUGACUUUGCUGACUCAGUGCGACCAUCUGAAACAGACUCAGAAUGCAAGUUGUCUGACUAUACUUAUGAGAAUUUUUUGUUGUGGAUUGAACAACUUAGAAUGAAGUGUAAAAAGUCUGUUAGCCUAUCAAGAAUUGAGGAUGCAUUUCAUUUAUAUGAAAACUUCCUGGAACUUAAGAAUAGUGAGCAUGAACGACUUAUAGCAGAAAUUAAACAAAUGGGAAAUAUGGUUAGUGUCCUACAAAAGGAGCUCUCUGAAACAAAAGAGACAGAAUUACAGUUAGAGCAUCAGAAGAUCGAAUGGGAACGAAAGCUGCGCAGGUUGAGACUUGCCUUAAAACAAGAAAAAGAGAAGAAAGAAAAUGCCGAAAUGUUGUGUAAUAAAGUUAGUGAACAGUUAAGAAUAAAAGAAGAGGAAAGUACGGAAAAGGCUGAAAUGACGCAAGGACUUAAACGGAGUCUGAGAAAACUCAUUAAGGAAUUGAGGAUGGUCAAGCAGCAGCAAAAGGAUGCCCAGCAGCAACUUUCCGAAGAACAGAAUGCCAGAAUAGUACAAGAUCAGAUUCUGACCAGUAAACCAAAGGAGCUAGAAAUGGCUCAAAAGAAAAUGGAUUCUGAGGACAAAAUGAAGGCUGAUAUGUCUGAUCUACAAGCUAGGAAUGAGAUUCUUUCUGAAACACUUGCUAAUGCUGAAAAUGAAAUCAACAGCCUACAAAUUCGGCUCCAUAAUGCAAGAGAUGCUGCUGGAGAACAGAAUUUGAUUUUGGAACAUGUGCGAAGAGACCUCGGCCAAACACAGUGUCAGAAGAAAGAAAUUGGACAAAUGCACCAAACUCAACAAAGAAAACUGAAGAAAUACAUUGCAAAGCAGGAAUCUGUAGAAGAGAGAUUAUUUCAAUUACAAAAUGAAAAUACGUUGCUUCAACAGCAACUGGAUGAUGCUCACAAGAAAGUGAACAGACAAGAAAAGACAAUCAGUUCUCUCCAUGACCAGAUUCAGGCUCUUGCCAGUAAUAUUCGAUCUGAGCAUGAAAAGCAGAGUCUUCUACUACAAGAGAAGAAAGAAGAAUUGCUGGAUGAAUGUAAUUAUUUUGAAAAAAGAAUGGAUCAAUGUGAGAAAGAGAAAGCAGGAAGAAAAGUAGUUAUGAGACAACACCAACUAGAAUGGACUGAUCCCCUAAAACAACAACCUACAGCAGAGACUACAUCAUUUAAUUUAGAUGAGACACAGGAUUCAAAGAAGAAAUUGGGUCAAAGCAGCAGUGAAGAUGACCUUACAGAAGCACAGGAAACUGCACCUUCACAAUGUCCAGAUCUGGACGCAGAGAAUGAAGUUCUUCAGCAGAUAUUAUUCUCUACAAAAGCGUUAGAAAAGAAAUGUCAAACACUAGAGGAGGAGAUGCAGCAGCUGAAACAGACUCAAGCAGCAUCUGAAGAACAGUUAGUGCAAAGGGUGAAUGAUAUUCCUGCAGAGAAAACUCGGCUGGAACUCACAAUCAAAGAUCUGCAAUCUGAACACUCCAGAGUAAAAACUUCGGAAGCUGAAAAUAAAAUCGAAUUGGAAAUGUAUGAGAAACUCUACCAAGAAAAAUUACAAGUUGUAAAAUCCUUGUCAAAUGAACUGAGAAGAUAAGUCAGUGUACAGAAUCAUAGUGAAUAAGAACCAUGGAGAUGACAGCAGAGGUCAGUCCCGAGCUUACUGUGGAGAAAGAGAAGACCAAAUAUCCAGCAACUGCUUCUACUGCAAGGCCAGUCCUAGUGUCACCUUCUGUUGGAAAUCUUAGUGAACGUCUCAACAGAAGACAUAUUGAAGGAAAAAGCAGGUCUUCACAUGAGAGCAUGGAGAGCUUCAUGUCGAGGAUGCAGCAGAAGCUGGAAAAAGAUAUACGUUGAGCAAGAGUAACAGGUAUGUUAACAAAAAAAAAAAAUUUUUUUUCUGAGACAAAAAAAAAACACCUCACCCUAUCGCCCAGGCUGGAGUGCAAUGGCACAAUCUCAGCUCACUGCAAACUCUGCUGCCUGGGUUCAAGCAAUUCUCUUGCCUCACCCUCCCAAGUAGCUGGGAUUACAGGUACCUGCCACUAUGCCCGGCCAGUUUUUGUAUUUUUAGUAGAGACGGGGUUUCACCAUUUUGGCCAGGCUGGUCUUGAACUCCUGACUUCGUGAUCCACUGGCCUUGGCAUCCCAAAGUGCUGGGAUUGGGGAUUACAGGCAUGAGCCACCACAGCUGGCCAUUACCAAAAUUUAUAAAUUAAAUUUAGAUUAAGUAAUAUAUGUGUGAAAUAAACUGCAAAUGACAUCCCUUUUAAUUCUUUGGUUAAUAGGUACUACAUUAAAUAUUCCCUCUUACACACAUCUAAUGAAAGAUGUGAAAACUCGAACAUGUAUAACGAAGAGCAUACUUAUGCCUCAUGAAUUAUCACCUUCCAUAGCUUGAAAAAAAGCUCAAGAAGUCAGGCUCUACACUUGACUUUUGCCAUCCCUAUGAGACUGUCAGCCAGCACACAGAAACUGUCCUCAGAAAACAAAGGCCUCAUCAGGUUCUCAGGGUUAUUGUAGUGAUUUUUUUUUCUUUUUUCUUUUUUUAAUUUUACUUUAAGUUCUCGGGUACAUGUGCAUAUCUUGCAGGAUUGUUACAUAGGUAUACACACGCAUGGUGGUUUGCUGCCUCCAUCCCACCCAUCACCUAAUUAGGUAUUUCUCCUAAUGUUAUCGCUCCCCAAUCUCCCCACCUGCCACUAUACUUCCCUGAGUCCCCUGUUCUACAAUGGGCCCUGGUGUGUGAUCUUCACCUCUCUGUGUCCAUGUGUUCUCACUGUUCAACUCCCACUUAUGAGUGAACAUUUGGUGUUUGGUUUUCUGCUCUUGUGUCAGUUUGCUGAGAAUGAUGGUUUCAAGAUUUGUCUGUGUCCCUGCAAUGACAUGAACUCAUCAUUUCUUAUGGCUGCAUGGUAUUCCAUGGUGUGUAUGUGCCACAUUUUCUUUACUCGGUCUAUCAUUGAUGGGCAUUUGGGUUGGUUCCAAGUCUUUGUUAUUGUAAACAGUGCCACAAUGAACAUACAUGUACAUGUGUCUUUAUAAUAGAAAGAUUUAUAAUCCUUUGGGUAUAUAUCCAGUAAUGGGAUUGCUGGGUCAAAUGGAAUUUCUAUUUUUAGAUCUUGAGGAAUCACCACACUGUCUUCCACAAUGGUUAAACUAUUUACACUCCCACCAACAGUGUAAAAGUGUUCCUAUUUCUCCAUAUCCUCUCCAGCAUGUGUCUCCAGAUUUUUUUAAUGAUCGCCAUUCUAACUGGCAUGAGAUGGUAUCUUAAUGUGGUUUUGAUUUUCAUUUCUCUAAAGACCAGUGAUGAUGAGCAUUUUUUCAUGUGUUUGUUGGCCACAUAAAUGUCUUCUUUUGAAAAGUGUCUGUUCAUAUCUUUUGCCCACUUUUUGAUGGGUUGGUAUUUUUUGUUGUAUAUCUGUUUUAGUUCUUUGUAGAUUCUGGAUAUUAACCCUUCAUCAGAGGGGUAGCUUGCUGAAGUUUUUUCCCAUUUUGUUGAUUGCUGGUUCACUCUAAUGAUUAUUUCUUUUGCUGUGCAGAAACUCUUAAGUUUAAUUAGAUCUCAUUUGUCAGUUUUGGCUUUUGUUGCCAUUGCUUUUGGUGUUUUAGUCAUGACGUCCUUGCCUAUGCCUAUGUCCUGAAUGAUAUUGCCUAGGUUUUCUUCUAGGGUCUUUAUAGUGUUAGUUCUUAAAGAGUUAACAACUAACUCUCUAGAGUUAGUUGUUAACUCUUUAAUCCAUUUGGAGUUAAUUGUUGUAUAAGGUGUAAGGAAGGUCCAGUUUCAGCCUUCUGCACAUGGCUAGCCAGUUUUCCCAACACCACUUAUUAAAUAGGGAAUCCUUUCCCCGUUGCUUGUUUUUGUCUGGUUUGUCAAAGAUCAGAUGGUUGUAGAUGUGUGGCAUUACUUCCGAGGCCACUGUUCUGUUCCUGGUCUAUAUCUUUGUUUUGGUACCAGUACCAUGCUGUUUUGAUUACUGUAGCCUUGUGGUAUAGUUUGAAGUCAGGUAGCGUGAGGCCUCCAGCUUUUUUUCUUUUUGCUUAGGAUUGUCUUGCCUAUGCAGGCUCUUUUUUGGUUCCAUAUGAAGUUUAAGGCGAUUUUUUCCUGUUCUUUCAAGGUCACUGUAGCUUGAUGGGGAUAGCAUAGAAUCUAUAAAUUACUUUGGGCAGUAUGGCCAUUUUCACAAUAUUGAUUCUUCCUAACCAUGAGCAUGGAAUGUUUUUCCAUCUGUUUGUGUUCUCUCUUAUUUCCUUGAGCAGUGGUUUGUAGUUCUCCUUGAAGAGGUCCUUCACGUCCUUUGUUAAUUGUAUUCCUAAGUAUUUUAUUCUCGUAGCAAUUGUGAAUGGGAGUUUGCUCAUGAUUUGGCUCUCUUUAAGUCUGUUAUUGGUGUCUAGGAAUGCUUGUGAUUUUUCACAUUGAUUUUGUAUCCUGAGACUUUGCUGAAGUUGCUUAUCAGUUUCAGGAGAUUUUGGGCUGAGACGAUGGGGUCUUCUAAAUAUACAAUCAUGUCAUCUGCCAAUAGAGACAAUUUGACUUCCUCGUUUCCUAACUGAAUACCCUUUAUUUCUCUUUCUUGCCUGAAUGCUCUGGCUAGAACUUCCAAUACUAUGUUGAAUCAGAAUGGUGAGAGAGGGCACCCUUGUGUAGUGCCAUUUUUCAAAGGGGAUGCUUUUGGUUUUUGCCCAUUCAGUAUAAUAUUGGUUAUGGGUUUGUCAUAAAUAGCUUUUAUUAUUUUGAGAUACGUUCCAUCGAUACCUAGUUUAUUAAGAGUUUUUAGCAUAAAGAGCUGUUGAAUUUUAUGGAAGGCCUUCUCUGCAUCUAUUGAGAUAAUCAUGUGGUUUUUGUCUUUGGUUCUGUUUAUGUGAUUCAUUACAUUUAUAGAUUUGUAUAAAUUGAACCAGCCUUGCAUCUCCAGGAUGAAGCCUACUCGAUCAUGAUGGAUAAGCUUUUUGAUGUGCUGUUGCAUUCAGUUUGCCAGUAUUUUAUUGAAGAUUUUUGCAUCGAUGUUCAUCAUGGAUAUUGGCCUGAAAUUUUCUUUUUUAGUUGUGUCUCUGCCAGGUUUUGGUAUGAAGAUGAUGUUGGUCUCAUAAAAUGAGUUAGGGAGGAUUCCCUCUUUUUGUAUUGUUUGGAAUAGUUUCAACAGGAAUGGUACCAGCUCCUCUUUGUACGUGUGGUAGAAUGUAGCUGUGAACCCAUCUGGACCUGGGUGUUUGUGGUUGGUAGGCUAAUAAUUGCUGCCUCAGCAUCAGACCUUGUUAUUAGUCUAUUCAGAAAUUCAACUUCUUCCUGGUUUAGUCUUGGGAGGGUGUAAGUGUCUAGAAAUUUAUCCAAAUCUUCUGGAUUUACUGUUAUGUGCAUAGAGGUGUUUGUAGUGAUCGCUGAUGGUAGUUUGUAUUUCUGUGGAAUCAAUGGUGAUAUCCCCUUUAUCAUUUUUAAUUGCAUCUAUUCGAUUCUCCUCUCUCUUUUUUUUAAAUUAGUUUGACUGGCAUUCUAUCUAUUUUGUUGAUCUUUUCAAAAAAACCAGCUGCUGGAUUUACUGAUUUUUUGAAGGGUUUUUUUUGUGUCGCUAUCUCCUUCAGUUCUUCUCUGAACUUAGUUAUUUCUUGUCUUCUGCUAGCUUUUGAAUUUGAUCUUGCUCCUCUAGCUCU